Messenger RNA from Lactuca saligna, 3018 nucleotides. Lineage: Eukaryota; Viridiplantae; Streptophyta; Magnoliopsida; Asterales; Asteraceae. The record is from the annotation of a GenBank genome assembly.
UCUGUUCAUACUUAGAAGUCGCGUUGACUCGGAUCCCCUGUCAAGCUCAAGCUCUAUUUUGUUUCCAAGAAACAUCUGCGUAUCAUAAAAUCCAUCCAUCUCCUUUUCUUGUUUAUUUUUAUGUCGAUUUCAGAUUAAGCCAUAAGAAAUGGCUUUUUUGAAAGAUCCCGAUAUUUCCCAAUCCAUCUCCACACUAGCUAAUCUGGCAAUAUCUGUAGCACAAACCACGGCUAAUUUCAAGCCAGAACUGAAGCUACUCGUUGUCACCUUAGAGAGGAUUGCACCGAUCAUUCAGGAUACAAUUAAUAUGAAUCAGAAACUAGAUCGUCCAGAGGCAGAGUGGAAGAUGCUAAGAGAUGAAAUGCAAAGAGCGAUAAAACUUGUUAAGAAAUGUUCCAAAGUAAAGUGGAAUAUCAUCAAGAAGUCAGCCUACCGACAGAAGUUAAAAGAUAUCAACGGUAACUUCCUACGAUUCUUUGAAUUCGAAGUUCAAGCUUUGCAGAGUCGGAACAUUAGGGAGACGCUUUUAGAGGUAAACAAUGUAAAGCUGAAAAUGGACAGUUUACCUUCGGAUUUAACGAAAGAUACCCGACUGAGAACAGGUGAGGUCGGUAAUCGCAGUGGUUCUCUGUCGUCUUCAUUCAUAACAGAACAAUCGAGAUGUGAAAACAUGGAAAGAGAAAAGUAUGGUUGGCGGGUUCCAGCACUUCCGAGUGGAAUUGUGCCAUUUGACGAGCUGUUGGAGAAGCUGAAGGCGGAGGUUGUUGCAGGUAUCGAUGGUGGUGGUGAUGGUAGUUCAAUGGAUUAUGAGUAUCUGUCGGUACUGGUUGUUGCCGCUCCUGGCGGGUGUGGAAAGACGACUUUGGUGAAAAUGCUAUGCCACGAUCCUGGAAUUGAAGAAAAAUUUGGGGAGAAUAUUUUCUUUGUGACAGUUUCAGAAACACCCAAUAUGAUGGUAAUCGUCAAUGAUCUCUUUAAUCCAAAUUCCUCUGGUCCUCAAUUUCUGUUUCAAAGCAAUGAAGAUGCAAAAAUCCAAAUGGAGAGCUUUUUGGAUGAGAAAGUAUCAGGUCCUAUGCUUCUAGUAUUAGAUGACGUGUGGUCUGAUUCCUUCAUUGAUAACUUUCGAUCCAAGAAUCGAGGAUGCAAGAUUGUGGUCACAUCUAGGACUGCCUUUCCGAACUAUGAUGUUUUCCAAUUGGACCCUUUAAACGAGAAAGAUGCCAACACUCUCUUUUGCCACUCAGCAUUUAGUGAAAGCGAAUGGAGACCCAGUCCAACUAUUAAUGAUGAGCUAGUGAAUCAGAUGGUAACAUGUUGCAAGAAACAUCCGCUCACCCUUUCUGUGGUUGGCAGAUCCUUAAAUGGGAAGGAUGAGUCAGUCUGGGAAUCCAUGCUAAAAUCUUUGUCUCAAGAAAGGUUGGUUCUAGAUUUACACAAGGAUGUACUUAUGGGUCUAGAAAGAAGCUUUGAGGCCUUGGAUGACGAAUUCAAAGAAUGUUUCUUGGAUUUGGGGAUAUUCCCUGAAGAUGAAAGGAUCCCAAUUAGCUCCCUAUUGAACAUGUGGGUGGAGUUGUACAACCAUGAUGAUGAUGGUGUGGACACCCUCGCCAAGAUUUUUGAUCUUAACCACAGAGAUCUUGUCAAUCUUAUGGCCACAGGUUUUGGGAAUGAUUUAGGAGCAACGGUUACCUUUUGUGACCAACAAUUCGUGACACAACAUGAUCUACUGAGGGAGCUUGCUAUUCACUUGAAUAGCAAACUACCUUUACCACAAAGGAGUAGAUUGAUUAUAAAUGCACGAGGAGAAGACCUACCCGUACCCGCAUCAAUUGAACAAUUGCAAGAACCUAUGCAAGCCCGGAUGUUGUCUAUUUCCACAGGAGAGUCAUUUUCCUCACAAUGGUGGAACAUGAAAGUCCCACAUGUUGAAGUUCUCGUCUUGAACUUCAUGUCAAAUACAUACACUUUACCCCGUUUCUUGGCUGGAAUGCCAAAGUUAAAGAUUCUAAAUCUCUCAAACCAUGGUUUAUACCCUACAGAAAUCGAGAAUUUUCACCUUCUCAGCUGUUCAUACAAUUUAACAAGGAUUAGGCUUGAACGUGUUGCAAUAAGUAGCUCCAUUUUACCACUCCUAAACUUGCAGAAAGCUUCAUUUAUAAUGUGUAAAAUCGGCAAUGCUUUUGAGAAAGUCAGCACGAAUACCUUGCCAGGAUUACUGGAGCUAGAGAUCGAUUCUUGCCAAGAUCUGGUCGAAUUCCCGGGGACAUUAUGUACAACUGUGCGCCUCAAGAAGCUGAGCAUCACAAACUGCAUCCAGAUGAGUGGAUUUCCAGAAGAAUUUGGCAACUUGACGAAUUUGGAAACACUGAGUCUUGGUUCUUGUAUGAAACUGGAAAAGUUGCCAGAAUCGAUCUCGGGGCUUCAGAAGCUAAGGAUUCUCGACAUUUCAGAUUGCUUAAAGUUGAGCAAGUUGCCAGAUGAAAUAGGAAAGCUAGGUGGUCUACGAGUGAUUUACAUGACAGGUUGUACAGGACUUCCUCCUGAUCAGCUGCCACCAUCUGUAAAAGAUCUAUCUCAUACACAUGUGGUAUGCAAUGAACAAAUCUCUUAUCAAUGGCGGGAGUUUCGUAACUUGGAGAUACAUCUGGUGGAAGAAGAUUAACAUAAUCUUGAUUUUUUGAAGCCCUGAAAAUCAUAUAUAUGAUAAUCAUCAUUGGUCUUCAUCUCAAUUAAGUUCCCCUUGUUGCUGCAGCUGUUUAGUUGACUGUAUCCUUCAAAACUGACCUAAUAACAUUUGCAACUUAUGCCACCUCUAAUCUUGAUGAUUUUCUUUUUCGUUGUGUUUAAGAGUAGUUGUCUUGUAAACGAACCAAAACAAACCAUUUGGUUUCUCCAACCUGUCAAAGUUGAGGUUAAGUUGAAAGCAUUGUAUACGCAAUUAAAGUUCUAGAGUCCUUGUACUCCAAGAUAAAACAUAAAUAUAAAGAAAUAGUUUUCUUUGACGAUUUUUUGGAUGGA